AUGAUUAGGUCCAACUUUUGCAUAUUAGUGAUACUAUUGGCCACCUUUCUGGCAUUUCCAUCGGUUCAUGGGGAAUCGAAAAGUCAUCCCAUAACGACGCAACUGUCGGCCAAAUGGGGAAUCACACCGGCGCAGCUGGAAAUUGCCGAAUUUAUCGAUGAGGAAAGCAGCAACUCGUUCUGGGACUUUGUGGAGCUGUUAAACAACGUUCCGGGUGGUCUAUAUCGUUUAGAAACGGAAGAAAAACGGUAUCAAAAAUCCAUCGAACUAGCCUCGGAGAUCCUUGGCGAAGGACAGAUAAGCCUCCUUAAGCUCGCCCUAUCGCUGCACAGCUUCUCUCCAAAGGUUCAAGCCCACCUCCAGGUGGCCAAUGAAGUGCUAGCGAAGGGUGACUGUGAGACGACGAUAUUUGCCAGCGUUAACGGAAAGGUUGCGUGUGAAGUGGCCGAUCUUCGUAGCAUCCUGCAGGCAGGUGGUCGGGAUUCGUCCACGGUGGAAACGUUCGCCAUCGAUCAUAUUUACCCCGGAUCGGAAAACAACUCGUUGACCGUGGUCCUAUACGGUGAGAUUGGCACCCGGGAGUUCAAAGAAUUUCACGAUGCGAUUCGCCUGGCAACGGAUCGUGGUACCGUGCGGUACGUGCUGCGUCACUACGUGCGUAAGGUGUCUUCGCGUAAGGUGCGCCUUUCCGGGUACGGCGUGGAACUGCAUCUCAAGUCGACCGAGUACAAGAGCCAGGAUGAUUCGCCCCGAGCACAGGAUCCAGCCGCCGCUAGCGGAGAUGAUGCGGCCGGGGAGGAUGAGUUGGAAGUGGAAGGGUUCGAUUUUGCUCAACUGAAGAAACGUUUCCCUCACCUGACCCACUCGCUGGAUCGGUUUAGAAAUUCGCUCCUGGAAAAGCACGAAGAAAUCGCUCCGCUGAAGGCGUGGGAGUUCCAAGAGCUUGGCCUACAGGCGGCGCAGCGGAUUGCCGAGAUGCAGGGUGACGAAGCGCUCCAGAUGCUCCAGUUCACCGCGCAGAAUUUCCCGACACAGGCAAAGUCGCUGCUGUCACAAACGGUUUCGGAAGACUUUAAAAAAGAAAUGCGUCACAACAUCGAAGUAUUUGGACGGAACUUGAACCUCCAGCCGCCUGAUUCUGCCCUGUUUCUCAACGGAUUGUUUUUCGAUGCGGAAACGAUCGACACGAUCACCCUGCUCGACACGCUCCGCUCGGAGAUGCGUGUGCUAGAGGGACUGAACCGGAUCGACAUCCGUGGACGUAGUGCGACACCCCUGCUCGGGUUAGAUCUGUCCUCCAGCUCGAAGGAGUUUGCCAUCGACAUCCGCGACUCGGCGAUUACCUGGAUCAAUGAUCUGGAAAACGACGCCCAGUACCGUCGGUGGCCCGGAAGCUUAAAGGAUCUGCUCCGGCCCACCUUCCCCGGAAUGCUUCGUAACAUUCGUAAAAAUCUCUUCAAUCUGGUGCUCAUUGUCGACCCCAUCGCGGAGGACGGAGCGGGUCGUGAUAUCGUGAAGCUGGCGGAAAGUUUCGUCGUCCAUAUGGCCCCGGUACGCAUCGGACUGGUGUUCAAGUCGGGCGAGGGUGAAGACUAUCGGGCCCUCACGUGUGCAUUUAACUAUGUGCAGCAGAAAAAAUCGGCCACCGAAGCGCUCGGCUUCCUGACCGACCUGUUCGCGGCCACCGUCGACCUAAACGUCAUCCGGUACGCGGACGUGCGGGCUGUGCUGCGGAAAAAGUUCAACCGUCUAAAGCUGGAAGAAGUGGAUGAGAUUCUGGGCGAAGAUUCCGAUUUCGAUUACGGCCGCCAACUGGCGCAGGAGUUUAUCGAUCGGCUCGGGCUGAAAACGGUCCCGCAAGCACUGCUCAACGGGGUGCUUUUGCCCCAGUCCACCCUUAACAGCGAGGAGUUUGAGGAGACGAUUCUCACGGAAAUUAUGCAGCAAACACCGUCCCUCCAGAAGGCUGUUUACAUGGGUGACAUGCACGACGGGGAACCGGUCAUCGACUAUCUGAUGAAACAACCGCACGUAAUGCCUCGGUUGAAUCAGCGCAUCCUUUCCCAGGAUGAGCCACAGUUUCUGGAUAUGUCCGGGCGGGCGCACCCCGAUUUGGAGGAUAUUACCGCACUGGGACAGCUUUCGAAUGCCGAUCUAACGGCGACACUGAUGAAGAACCUGAAGUACUUCGGUGGCAAGUCUACGUACGAAAAGUUUCUCGGAUAUCGGGUGCACUUCCUCACCGUUUGGGUGGUGGGAGAUUUGCAAGAAGAAGCGACCCGCAAGCAGCUAAAGAACGCACUCAAAUUUAUGAAAUCAUCCUCCGGAACGCGAGUGGCUUUCAUUCCAAACGUGGACGGCAAAGAUGCGGCCCGUUCCGAGCUGAAAAAGGACCUCAACGCAUUAGUUUGGGCGAGUAUCAACACGCUGGAGGUGGACGAAACGUACGAUCUGGUAAUGAAGCUGCUCGAUCGCUACACCGACUCUGGGUCGUCCGAUUUUCCGGGCACCUUGGUACCCGAUUCGGUUCUCGGAUUCCUGCCCGCCACCCAAAUGCACCUGAAAAUGCUGCGCGUCUACUGCCAACGGGUGCUCAAGCUGAAGGCAUCGACCAGCACGGUCAUGGCCAAUGGGCGCCUUCUCGGUGCGUUCGAGGCCGGUGAGUUCUUCGACGAGGAAGACUUCGGUUUGCUCGAGAGCUUCAACGGAUUGCAGUACACGGACAAAAUCCGCGCUGCCAUGAAACAGGCGACGGCAGCCGAUUCCGAUUCCGAGGUGCCGCCAAUGACGAGCGAUACGAUCAUGCGCCUGGUAUCGAUUCUGGUGCCGCGCCAGCAGUCCAAGUCACGGUACACGAUUCCGUCCGAUGUGCAGGAAAGCCGCACGGUGGUGAAGCUACCGGCGAAGCGGUCCGAUCAGCCGUUCUUUGAGGUUGUGGCCGUACUGGAUCCGGCUUCGAGGGGAGCCCAGAAGCUGUCCUCGCUGUUGCUGCUGUUGCGCGACGUCGUCAAUUGUCAAAUGAAGAUCUACCUCUGUGCGAUCGAUAAGCACAGCGAUAUGCCGGUCAAAACAUUUUAUCGUUUUGUGGUGGAGCCUGAGCUACACUUUACCAGCGAUGGCCGUCUAUCGCCUGGUCCUUCAGCAAAGUUCGUUGGAUUACCAGCCAAUCCACUGCUGACGCAAAGUCUUAAUGUGCCCGAAAACUGGCUGGUCGAAGUGGUCCGCUCCGUGUACGAUUUGGACAAUGUAAAACUUUCGGAAAUCAAUGGCCCCGUCCACUCGGAGUACGAGCUGGAGUACCUACUGCUGGAGGGCCACUGCUUCGAUAGUGCAACGGGUUCACCGCCGCGCGGCCUUCAGAUAACGCUCGGCACCGAAGAUCGUCCGAUCAUCGUCGACACGAUCGUGAUGGCAAACUUGGGUUACUUCCAGCUGAAAGCAAACCCCGGUGCGUGGAUCCUCAAGCUGCGUCACGGCAAGAGUGCGGAUAUUUACGACAUCACCAGCGCGGAUGGGCCGAACACGGUGCACGCGGGGGAGAGUACGCGCGUUAUCAUCAGCUCGUUGCGUUCGCACGUUCUGAAGCUGCGCGUCACGAAGAAACCGGGCAUGGCCGGGGUCGAUCUGCUGGGCGACGAAAAGGAUGGUGCUGGUGGCGGAGGCGUUGGUGGUGGCAUUUGGGACUCGAUCAGUUCGAUCGUGGGAACGGGCGAUGGCGGAACGGGCGGAGCGGGCGAAACGGAGGUGCUGAAUAUUUUCUCCGUCGCGUCGGGCCACCUGUACGAGCGGUUGCUGCGUAUCAUGAUGCUGUCGUUGUUGAAGCACACGCACACGCCGGUCAAAUUUUGGUUCCUGAAAAACUACCUCUCGCCGCAGUUUAUCGAUUUCCUACCGCAUAUGGCCGAAGAGUACGGGUUCCAGUACGAGCUGGUGCAGUACAAGUGGCCCCGCUGGUUGCACCAGCAGACGGAGAAGCAGCGCAUCAUCUGGGGUUACAAGAUCCUGUUCCUGGACGUGCUUUUCCCGCUCGACGUGAAGAAGAUCAUCUUUGUGGACGCCGAUCAGAUCGUGCGGGCCGAUAUGAAGGAGUUGAACGAUUUCGACCUCGGUGGCGCACCGUACGGCUACACGCCGUUCUGUGACUCGCGCCAGGAGAUGGAGGGCUUCCGGUUCUGGAAGCAGGGCUACUGGAAGAACCAUCUGCAGGGCCGCCGGUACCACAUCUCGGCGCUGUAUGUGGUCGAUCUGAAGCGAUUCCGUAAGAUCGCUGCAGGAGACCGCAUCCGCGGGCAGUACCAGGCACUCAGCCAGGAUCCGAACAGUCUGUCCAAUCUCGAUCAGGAUCUGCCGAACAAUAUGAUCCACCAGGUGGCCAUCAAGUCGUUGCCGCAGGAGUGGCUUUGGUGCGAGACGUGGUGCAGCAGCGAGACGCUCCAGUACGCCAAGACGAUCGAUCUGUGCAACAAUCCGCUAACGAAGGAGGCGAAAUUGACCGCGGCCCAGCGCAUCGUGCCGGAGUGGAAGGACUACGAUGCGGAAAUCAAAAGGCUGCAGGCGAAGGUAGACGAUAAGGAGCACGAGGAGCAGACGGCAGCUGCAGCCGCCGCGGCGGCAGGAGAACGCAUCACGAAGGCAGACGAUGGUUCGAAUGUACAUUCCGAAGAUGACGGAUCUGAUCCAGAGACGCGACACACUGAACUGUGAUCGCUUGGUAAUUGGUGCUGCGAUCGAUAGGAAUCGGUUGCUAAUGUAAGAGGGGCCGGAUGUGAAAGAUAGAAAAAUUGAAGGGCGAAUUGCCAUAAAUUGUGCGGAAUAAAAGAACAAAACUUUAA
Anopheles coustani is the source of this 4832-nucleotide messenger RNA. RefSeq names its product UDP-glucose:glycoprotein glucosyltransferase (gene Uggt). The transcript has 6 exons. The coding region runs from base 1 to 4704 and encodes 1567 amino acids. Gene Ontology annotation, cellular component: endoplasmic reticulum. Lineage: Eukaryota; Metazoa; Arthropoda; Insecta; Diptera; Culicidae. The record is from RefSeq and is a predicted model, not a curated record. Gene Ontology annotation, molecular function: UDP-glucose:glycoprotein glucosyltransferase activity.